This is a messenger RNA of Aspergillus nidulans FGSC A4, 2693 nucleotides long. RefSeq names its product oligopeptidase family protein. The transcript is spliced from 2 exons. NCBI's taxonomy places the organism in Eukaryota, Fungi, Ascomycota, Eurotiomycetes, Eurotiales, Aspergillaceae. Gene Ontology annotation, molecular function: serine-type peptidase activity. The record is from RefSeq and is a predicted model, not a curated record. Gene Ontology annotation, biological process: proteolysis. Bases 162 to 2351 code for a protein of 729 amino acids.
CAUCGCCAUCUCAUCCAUCUCCCUCUUUUUCAGUAUCCUCCCUUCUAUCGCGGAGUGCAAACUUGCAGCUAUUAUUAUUCCUACGAUUAUUUUCUCCCUCUUUGAAUUGCCUGAUCCUGGGUUUAUUAACUUAUCGUCUGUUAUCGUUCCUGCGGAGUGACAUGACCAUCCGAUCCAUGAAAUUUACGCCAGAGGUACUUCUCGGAGCACCUCGACGGUCCGGGGCCGUGCCUAAUUCGACUGGAACGCUCGCCGUUUAUACCCAGACAACAUAUUCGUUCGAAUCCCAUUCCAAGACGAAUGAGAUUCGUGUGUUGGACCUUAAGACCGGUCGAUCUGCGCUUAUCACAAAUGAUCCUGGCGCCAGCUCUCCGCAAUGGAUUGACAAUACUGACCAGCUGAUUUGGUUAAAGUCAAAGGGGAAUGGAAACACAAGUUUGAUCAUCGGAGAUGCUCGACAGGCGGAUCGGACCUAUACUGCGGGCACAGUACCUGGUCCAGUGUCAGACCUUAAAGUCACUGUUAUCGAGUCAGGCAAAAUUGGCUUCGCUGUAGCUGGCAAAUCCAACCCUGACGGAACCCUAUACAAUCCUCAGGACGCCAAGGCGCCUCACAGCACCGGCAAGCUAUAUACCUCGCUCUUUGUGAGGCAUUGGGAUUCGUACAUUGAGCCUCAGAGGAAUGCUAUCUUCUUUGGCUUGCUCCAGCGUGCUCCUCUGUCGCCCGCUACUCGACAGGCGGGAAAGUAUUCCGUUUCAGGGAUUACGAAUUUGAUCGCUGUCUGUGGGCUUACCGGUGUUGAGUCGCCAAUCCCACCAUUUGGAGGAGGAGGCGAUUUUGCGGUCAGUCCUUCGGCGAUUGUGUUUGUGGCGCGAGAUCCUGAUGUUAAUCCCGCUUUGCAUACGGCAUGCUCGUGCUAUUACUGUCCUAUGUUUUCGUGGACCGGCGUGAGCGCUGUUGAGAGCAGGAUAUGUCGAGUUCAGGGUCUGGAAGGUGCCAUGUCAUCCCCCGUGCUUUCGUCUGACGGUAGCUCCAUUGCUGUUUUGGCGAUGCGCCAGGACGGGUAUGAGUCGGAUAAAAACCGGAUUCUCUACGUUCCUAAUCCUUGGAGUGGCGAGAUGAUUGAAGCAUUUGCAUCGGCAAAUGGCAAAGGGCUCUGGAAUCUCAGUCCUUCAGGGCUGACAUUCUCCAACGAUGACAAUUAUCUUUACAUCCAGGCGGAGGAGUACGGACGUGGGGUGCUUUUUCGGCUCCCUGUCGCCAACAUUCGUCACUCGACGCCAAAUAUGCUCAAAAAAAUCACAAGUUCCGGCUAUGUGACAGACGUCCACCCUGUCACAUCUAAAUCCUCCCACCUACUAAUCUCCAGUAACAGCUUAGUAGACAACAGCAUAUGGACUGUGGUUGACCCCGCGAACCCUGCUGAUGCCCAUGUCAUCUCUUCCAUUGGCCAUGGCGGAGCUGCUUUUGGUCUUUCGGCAGCUCAGGUGGACGAAAUUUGGUACAGAGGGGCAGAAGACACCCCGAUCCACGCGUGGGUGGUGAAGCCGUCCAACUUUAGACCAGGUUCCAAGUACCCUCUGGCAUUUCUGGUUCAUGGCGGCCCGCAAGGCGCAUGGAAUGAUCAAUGGAGUACGAGGUGGAACCCUGCGGUUUUUGCUGAGCAAGGAUAUGUUGUCAUAACGCCGAACCCGCGAGGCAGCACCGGUUAUGGGCAGGAAUUCACUGAUGCAAUUCGCGGGUCCUGGGGCGGGUUACCCUAUAUUGAUCUCGAGAAGGGCUUCGACUAUAUCGAGAAAAACCUGAAGUACGUCGACACGAACCGCGCUGUGGCUCUGGGCGCAUCCUACGGUGGCUACAUGAUGAACUGGAUUCAAGGCCAACCGCUCGGACGACGAUUCAGAGCUCUUGUGACGCACGAUGGCGUUUUCAGCACGACCUCCCUGCUUGCCACCGAAGAGCUGUAUUUUCCUUUGCACGAUCUUAAGGGCGUGCAGUGGAUAGUUCCUGAGAACUGGGCACAAUGGGAUCCUUCUCGUCACCUGGAUAAGUGGCAGACGCCACACCUCAUCAUCCACAAUGAGAAGGAUUAUCGGCUGACGAUAGCCGAAGGCCUCUCGGCGUUUAACGUGCUGCAGAUGAAGGGUAUUGACAGCGCUUUCUUGACAUUCCCAGACGAGAAUCACUGGGUCCUUAACCCGGAAAAUGCACUGAUGUGGCAUUAUACUAUUUUCAACUGGAUCAACAAGCAUGUCGGUCUCCCUGCCGCCUCCGAGCGCUUCGAGCAGUUUUCAGGUAAUGAAAAGGUGGCGCUCCAGAACCGUCUGGCGAAAGUCAGCCUUUCAAAUUGAAACAUGUAUAAGAUUGGCCUCAGGGAUAUCUGGAGCCGCAGACAUAUUUGAGCAGACGUUUUGUUUAUGCUGGUCUAUUUUGGCGACAAUGGAUAGUUUCUGUCUGUGUUUCAUUUCUUUGUUCGACUCCUCAACUGCUCAAUCCAGUCAAGAAUCGGAGUCGGGAACUGACUUGGGGCUGUUGCAUUGUGUUUUCGGUCACAAAGGCGAAUUGUUCCAGCGCAGGCUUUGCCACGUUUGUUAUGCUGCUUAUAAUCUUUUGCCUCGUCAUCUAAUCAGACCCAUUACUCUCUCUAUAUCUGAUAACUCAACCGCCGCAUUUGUCAUUAGCACCCUCAGUUC